Molecule: messenger RNA, 1960 nt
Organism: Lonchura striata (white-rumped munia)
Lineage: Eukaryota; Metazoa; Chordata; Aves; Passeriformes; Estrildidae
Gene: TPH2
Product: tryptophan hydroxylase 2
Biological process (GO): aromatic amino acid metabolic process; serotonin biosynthetic process
Cellular component (GO): neuron projection
Molecular function (GO): tryptophan 5-monooxygenase activity; iron ion binding
Source: RefSeq, a predicted model, not a curated record
GCAGAGCGCGGCGCUGCCCCCCGCCGGCCCCAUGCAGCCCGCCAUGAUGAUGUUCUCCAGCAAGUACUGGGCGCGCCGGGGCUUCUCGCUGGACUCGGCCCUGCCGGAGGAGCGCCCCGCCGCCGGCGGCCUCACCCUAAACAGAUCAAGUUCUGGGAAAAAUGAGGAGAAGAAAGGGAAUAAGGGAAAUGGGAAAAGUGAAUCUGCAUCUGAAGGUGGAAAGACUGCUGUGGUGUUUUCCUUGAAGAAUGAAGUUGGUGGAUUGGUAAAAGCUCUCAGGCUGUUCCAGGAAAAGCAUGUGAGUAUGGUUCAUAUUGAAUCACGAAAAUCAAAGAGAAGAAAUUCAGAGGUGGAAAUUUUUGUGGAUUGUGACUGCAGUAAGAAAGAAUUUAAUGAACUGAUCCAGUUGCUCAAGUUUCAAACCAAUAUAGUAUCUCUCAAUCCACCAGAAAACAUCUGGACUGAUGAAGAAGAUCUUGAUUGUGUCCCUUGGUUCCCCAGGAAGAUCUCUGAGUUAGACAAAUGCUCUCAGAGAGUUUUGAUGUAUGGAUCUGAACUGGAUGCUGAUCACCCUGGAUUUAAAGACAAUGUGUAUCGACAGAGAAGAAAGUACUUUGUGGAUGUUGCCAUGAGCUAUAAAUAUGGCCAGCCCAUUCCAAGAGUGGAGUACACAGCUGAAGAAGUUAAAACUUGGGGGAUGGUAUUUAGGGAACUCAGUAAACUCUAUCCCACCCAUGCUUGUCGUGAAUAUUUAAAAAACUUUCCUCUGCUGAGCAAGUACUGUGGAUACAGAGAAGAUAAUGUGCCUCAGUUGGAAGAUGUUUCUAUUUUUCUUAAAGAAAGGUCUGGCUUCACAGUGAGACCAGUUGCUGGAUACCUGUCUCCCCGUGACUUUUUAGCUGGUUUAGCAUACAGAGUCUUCCACUGCACUCAGUAUAUACGGCACAGCUCAGAUCCCCUCUACACACCGGAACCGGAUACAUGCCAUGAACUCUUGGGACAUGUGCCUCUACUUGCUGAUCCCAAAUUUGCACAGUUUUCACAAGAGAUAGGACUUGCUUCACUGGGAGCAUCUGAUGAAGAUGUUCAGAAAUUAGCCACUUGCUAUUUCUUUACGAUUGAAUUUGGCCUUUGCAAGCAAGAAGGACAACUGCGUGCUUAUGGGGCAGGACUUCUGUCUUCUAUUGGAGAGUUAAAGCAUGCUCUCUCUGACAAGGCCAAUGUGAAAACAUUCGAUCCAAAGACAACCUGUUUGCAAGAAUGCCUUAUCACUACUUUCCAGGAAGUUUACUUUGUUUCAGAGAGUUUUGAAGAGGCCAAAGAAAAGAUGAGGGACUUCGCCAAAUCAAUCAACCGUCCCUUCUCUGUGUAUUUCAAUCCAUAUACACAAAGCAUUGAGAUUCUGAAGGAUACCAGGAGUAUAGAAAAUGUUGUCCAGGACCUCCGCAGUGAUCUAAACACUGUAUGUGAUGCUUUAAGUAAAAUGAACAGAUAUUUAGGGAUUUGAUAUGUUUGGCACUGUGAUUUGCUGUCAGUUGCUCUUUCUGUUGCCAGUUACAUGAAAUGGCUAGUUUAUCAGAGCCAACAGUUUUCCCUUUACAGCUUGGCCUGUGGCUUGCAUCAUGGUGUAGCUCUAACUGUAAUGUGCAGACAAACCAAGGCAAUGCUAAUUUGUAAAUUAAACAUAGAAUGUGACAGAAUAUAAUCAUCAAUUCUUCAGCACAAUGUAAUGUACAAGUAUAACAUUAAAAAUUUUCCUGGCAACAGUUUGGUUUCCAUAAAAUUAUUCACUUCAAUGUUUAAGAAAUGGUGUUGCUGAUUUCAUUAGGCCUGAGUUUAUUUCUUCAUUAUGCCUUCCCUUCCAUAAGAAUCCAGAAAAAAAUUGUUUGCAACAUUUUAAUUUUCUUUGUAAGAAAGCAUUAUUUCUUUCUCUAGUGAUAAAGACAUUGUUUUGUCCAUA